Messenger RNA from Exophiala spinifera, 876 nucleotides. RefSeq lists its product as uncharacterized. The record is from RefSeq and is a predicted model, not a curated record. Bases 1 to 876 code for a protein of 291 amino acids. The transcript has a single exon. Gene Ontology annotation, cellular component: U2-type prespliceosome; U1 snRNP. Gene Ontology annotation, molecular function: mRNA binding. Gene Ontology annotation, biological process: mRNA splice site recognition. NCBI's taxonomy places the organism in Eukaryota, Fungi, Ascomycota, Eurotiomycetes, Chaetothyriales, Herpotrichiellaceae.
AUGGCGGCCGAACAGCGCAAGCUGCUCGAGCAGCUGAUGGGCGACCAAUUCAUGGGCGCGUCCUCCUCGAGAACAGCAAACCUCACACUGACAUCACCGAACGUGUGCCGGUCGUAUCUGGUAGGCACAUGUCCUCACGAUCUGUUCACGAACACAAAGCAAGACCUUGGCCCGUGUCCGAAGGUGCAUCCGGAAAAUUUGAAGAUAGAAUACGAAGGACUGUCGCCCGCGGAGAAGCAGAAAUACGGCUUCGAAUACGACUAUCUCCGGGACAUGCAAAAGUACAUCGACGAGUGCAACCGGAGGAUCGACCAGGCGCAGCGGAGGCUUGAGAAAACGCCCGACGAAAUCAGACAGACCAACAACUUGCUCAAGACGAUAUCCGACCUGACGAAGACGAUAAAUACGGGCUUACUGGAAGUAAGCUGCCUGGCCGAGAUGGGAUCGGUGUCGUUGGCUUGCACGGAAUUCUACAAAGUCCGGACAGCAAAGGUCGCCAAAGAGCAGGCCGAAAGAGACCUGAAGGCACUCUCCGACACGAGCGGACCGUCGGGACACCAGAAGCUACAAGUCUGCGACGUGUGCGGGGCAUACUUGUCAAGACUGGACAACGAUCGGCGGCUGGCGGAUCACUUCUACGGCAAGAUGCAUCUUGGGUACGCGCAGAUGCGGAGGACGUAUGAGCAGCUACAGAAGGAAUUAAAGGGACGACCGCCUCCUUCGCGACCGGAGGAGAGCAAUCCCUCUGGGCCAAGAGGCUACGAUGACGGAGGCUACGGCGACGGCGGUGGCUGGGGACGUGGAGGGUAUGGUGGUCGUGGUGGAUACAGAGGCGGUGGCGGGUACGGCGGUCGGCGAGGCAGAGGAAGGUGGUAG